Molecule: messenger RNA, 2375 nt
Organism: Osmerus eperlanus (European smelt)
Lineage: Eukaryota; Metazoa; Chordata; Actinopteri; Osmeriformes; Osmeridae
Exons: 8
Coding region: 777-1754 (325 amino acids)
Biological process (GO): phosphatidylethanolamine biosynthetic process
Cellular component (GO): cytoplasm
Molecular function (GO): ethanolamine kinase activity
Source: RefSeq, a predicted model, not a curated record
UGGUGUUUGUCUGGGUUGUGGUGGAACCCUGCUGUAACCUGAUAGAUCCAUGGUACUUCUAGUUUAAGUACAUAGACUUUGAAAUGGUAAACCCCAGAGACACCUUUCUCCAUUCUACCAAGAGUUUCCUCACUAAGCCAUGGUUUCUGCUAUAUGCUUUACACAACAUAUUUAAAUGGUAAGGUUAUCACAUUGUAAGAACACAGAUAAAAUGAAAAUUGAAUGCCAUGUUAUGGCAGACACAUUAGUGUUAGGAUUGCACAGACAUCUAUUAACCUCUAUAGCCUUGUGUGUUGUGUCCAACCAAUUCAUUCAUUGCUUUAAUAUAAAGUUGAAGGAACAAAUUUAAUAUUGGACUGCUUUGUAUAUUCCCAGAACAUGAAUACAGUUUAUUGUUUUAACAAGUUAAACACUUCCUUCAGCAAUUCUCUGUUGACAAUGGAAAAAACACCAAAACUGUACAUUUAAUAGCUUUUUGAAGUAAGUGAAGUGAAGAGAGUAAACGAAAAACAGACUUUGUAAUUGAAUCAAUCAUGAUAUCUUGUACGUUCAUACAACACAAUUCUGAUGAAAAAGUCAUUUGAUCACAUUGACUGACCAACCUCUAUUUGUUCAAGAGGCUUUCAAUCUAGUGGUAUGAAUACUUCAUCAAAUGUCAAGGCAACCAUGUUUGUUCUCUCUAGCUCUUGAUGAAACAUUGUGUUCUGUGUAGUCCUACUGGUCAGAGCGGGGGCCUUGGGGACAGGUGUUCUGAAUGAGAAAGCGCUGAGCAGACAAUGAAUGGAGACCAAUGCACAAAAAGACAAAAUGACCUUGUGUUCACAGAAGGUAUCACCAACCAACUGUUGGGCUGCUUUGUGGACUCGCUCCAGGAUGCUGGGGCAGUGCUGGUGCGCGUGUACGGCAGAAGGACUGAGCUCUAUGUGGACCGGAACAGAGAGGUGGACAUGUUUAAGUUACUCCACGCCCACAACUGUGGUCCUCAAAUCUACUGCAGUUUCCAGAAUGGCAUCUGCUAUGAGUUUGUGAUAGGGACUGUGCUGGACGACACUCUGCUUAGGACGCCUGCCAUCUACAGAUUAAUUGCAUCAGAAAUGGGGAAAAUUCACUCUAUCAAACCAGAUUGGGAGUCUCCAGUUGAACCUGUCUUGUGGAAGAGGAUGUCCCAGUUUCUACAACUGGUUCAGAACACCAAAAGCGAUGGAAGAGAGGGUUUCACAAUCUUGCAAGAUGUCCCCAGCAUUGAACAGCUUUCAAGUGAAAUUGAGUCACUGAAAACACACCUGUCCAACAUAAUCUCUCCGAUUGUACUGUGCCACAAUGAUCUGUUGACUAAAAACAUUAUCUAUGAUCACAAAAUGGACAUUGUGAGAUUCAUUGACUAUGAGUAUGCAGAUUAUAACUAUCAGGCUUUCGACAUAGGAAAUCACUUCAAUGAAUUUGCUGGUGUAAAAAAUGUUGACUGCAGCCUAUACCCCAGCUGGGAUCUGCAGAGAAACUGGUUGACUUCUUACCUGGAGAGUUACAAACCCAACACACGACAGAAUGUUCCAGUGACAGAGACAGAAGUUACUGAGCUCUAUAUUCAAGUCUGCAAGUUCUCAUUGGCUUCCAACUUCAUUUGGGGUCUCUGGGCAAUCUUGCAGGCCAGGUACUCUUCAAUUGACUUUGAUUUCCAAGGGUAUGCCAAGGCCCGAUUCAACUUCUACUUUGAGAAGAAGGAGGAGUACUUUCGAUUGACAUUCAAGAACUGAGUGCUGCUAUCAUAAAAUGAAAACACAUUCAAUAUAAUGGAUCAAAGUAACUUCUUUAUUUAACAACAUAUGUUAUAUUCUCAGUGAUUAUCUGAUUGCAAUAAUACAAGUCUUCAAAUAUUUGUUAAUGGUAAGUCCAUUGAGUCCAAUAUUUGUUUUGUGAUAAACUCAUAGUUUGUAUAGGAUGUGUUAGCAGAUCAAAGAACAAAAAUCUAUGUUAUCGUCUUAACCUGCAGAGACAAGGUAGUUUGUGUAAUCUUAUGUAUAGUGAUGCAGAAAAAAACCCUGUAAUGUCCACUUUAAAUUAUUUUUAAGUAUUUAAUUCAUGCUUGAUUGUGCAUAAUGAUAGAAGUUUGUCUCAUUUUAUUUAAUUGUGACUUUUGUUGCAAAAAUAAAUCAAUAAAAUGACUUUAUAUAAUAUAUGCAAUAAAUGUAUGUAAACAUGUUAAAAAAUAUAUGAACAACUAUACCAAAUAGGCAUGUUAGGUCCUAUAAAAUACAAUAUCUGAAAUUGUAUAACCAGAUUUAUGCUCUCUAUGGUUAAAAUAGAAUCUGAACUGAAUGUAAUCUGAAAAAAAAGAAUUGAGAAUAAAAUCUUGUCAUAAAAUUUGAGUGGCUUUA